GCUACAGCUCGAGUUCGAAAUUCAGACACGUUCCGCGGUACCUUCCCACGCAGAAGCUCGAGGCUGGUCGAAAGUUGCCUCUUCAACCCUUUGCUCACCUUUCACCUCUCCCCAUCUCCCCUUUCUUUAUUCCUCUCGGUUGCACACCGGCCCAUCGGGGAACUUACCACACCGCCGUCACCGCCCACUAUGGUCCGCCUAAGGGAGAUCCCCCGAACGGCCACCUUUGCGUGGUCGCCUGGCCCGUCGGCGCCAUUGAUUGCUACGGGAACGAAGGCCGGGGCUGUGGAUGCGGAUUUCUCGAACGAGACGUCGUUGGAGCUUUGGGAACUUGACCUCGACAACUCUAGCCAGGAUAUUGAGCUUCAGCCAGUUGCGUCUGUUAGCGUCGAUUCGAGGUUCAAUGAUAUUGCUUGGAGUCUGCCGAGCGAGAAGUAUCCCAAGGGAAUAAUAGCGGGUGCUCUGGAUAGUGGCGCAUUAGUACUCUGGGAUGCGGAGAAGUUGCGGGCAGGCGAGAGCGAGGCUCGCAUUGAAGAGAUCGACAAGCACACUGGUCCCAUCCAAGCCAUCCAAUUCAACCCCUUCCGCCCCAACAUCCUCGCCUCGGCUGGUGCCAAAGGGGAGCUGUACAUCCACGAUCUUGAGGAUCCGGGCAAGUCUUUCCGACUGGGCAAGGCUGGAGCGAAUCCGGAUGAGUACACGUCGUUGGACUGGAAUAAGAGGGUUGCGCAUAUCCUCGCUACGGGAAGCAGUGGGGGCUUCGUUACUGUCUGGGAUGUGAAGGGGAAGAAGGAGAACCUCACUCUAAACAACUAUGGCAGGAAGACCGUCAGCGCGGUGUCUUGGGAUCCUGAUCUGCCUACAAGGCUGAUUACUGCGGUACCUACUGAUCAGAGUCCGCUUGUCCUGGUUUGGGAUCUUAGGAACUCCAACGCCCCCGAGAAGACACUGCAAGGUCAUGAUCAAGGCGUGUUGUCGCUCUCUUGGUGUACACAAGAUAGCGACAUAUUGAUUUCUUGCGGUAAGGAUAACCGGACCAUUGCGUGGAACCCGCACACUGGCGAGUCGCUUGGAGAGUUUCCUGUCGUCACCAACUGGACCUUCCUGACCAGGUUCAAUCCGUCCAACCCGAAUCUACUGGCCACCGCCUCGUUCGAUGGCAAGAUUGCUAUCCAGACGCUACAAAACACCGGCGGCGCUGCAGACCAGGCGAAGUCGACGUCUCAAGCAUUGGACGGCGAGGACUUCUUCUCAAAGACUCAUGUGGAACCCCAAGGCGCCUCCUUCUCCCUUCCAAAUCCUCCCAAGUGGCUCAAACGACGGGCUGGUGUAUCGUUCGGUUUCGGUGGCAAGUUGGUGCGGUUCGGUAUUACCAAGGAUAAGAAGUCGAGGAUCAGCAUAUCGACGUUCGCCGUUGACUCUGAGAUUGGAGAGGCUAGCGAAGCCUUCAACAAGAAGCUGGAAGAGGGCAAUCUUGCCUCUCUCUGCGAGGAGAAGAUCUCCAAGGCGGCUACCGAGGAAGAGAAGGCAGACUGGACGGUCAUUGAGACAUUGAUCUCGGAGAAUCCUCGCCGGAAACUCGUGGACUACCUUGGUUUUUCCGAUCAGAAGGACUAUGAACCGGCCGAAGCGGCCAAAGAUGAGUCGGCUGAGAAGAAAGGGACGGCCGACGAAGGUGCCUCGUUUUUUGAUGGAGGCGGUGCCGGGGAUAAUAUCCUUUCGGACCUGGCCGCAUCGAAGGGUGUCAAGACCAACAACCCGUUCCAGAUCUACACUGGAUCUGAAUCGGAUGCAGACAAGAAGAUUACUCGUGCUCUCAUGUUAGGCAACUUCGAUGCUGCGCUAGACGUUGCUCUCAAGGAGGACAGGCUGUCGGACGCCUUUAUGAUUGCCAUCUGUGGAGGCGAGAAGAGCAUCGCCAAAGCUCAAGCUGCUUACUUCAAGCAACGCUCAGAUGGUCCGAACUAUUUGCGACUUCUGGCUUCCGUUGUCGGCAAGAACCUUUGGGAUGUUGUGCAUAAUGCGGAUCUGAAGGACUGGAAGGAAGUCAUGGCUACCAUAUGCACCUUCGCUGACCAAUCUGAAUUCUCGGAUCUCUGCGAGGCUCUUGGUGAUCGCUUAGAAGAAGCGGUUGAGAGUGGCGACAAGUCUCUGCGCAAGGAUGCUUCCUUCUGCUACUUGGCUGGUUCUAAGUUGGAAAAGGUCGUUGUCAACUGGGCACAGGAGCUACAAGAGAAUGAGGCAACUAGCAUUGAGCAGUCCAAGGGUGAUAACAGCUUCUCUAUCCACGCGCGGUCGCUGCAGGACUUUAUCGAAAAGGUCACUGUCUUCAGGCAGGUUACCGGAUUCAAGGACGCGGAUCACGACAAAGACGCCGAUUGGAAGCUUGAGCCGCUGUACUCGAAGUAUAUUGAGUACGCUGAUAUCGCCUCCGCACAUGGACAACUGUAUAUCGCGGAAAAGUAUCUUGACCUUCUUCCCGAGAAGUACCCCGCCGCCGAUGUAUCCAGGAACCGCGUCAAGCAGGCCACGAGGAAAGCCCCUAUUCAGACUACAACGAGCCAGAGGCAGGCGCCUGCUACUGCGGCUCAACGACAGACACGCGUUGUCCCUACAUAUCAACCCGUACAGACAGCACCGGCUCCGUUGCAGCAGCAGACGAGCUCGCCCUAUGCUCCGCCAAACCCUCUUGCAGCACAGCCGCCUGCACCUGCACGAAGCGCCUACACUCCAGCUGGAUAUCAACCUCCUAGCAUCCCUCAGCCAGGAUAUGGUGGGUACCCAGCACCACAGCAACAUCAACCUCUUGCUCCUCCUCCGCGCAACUUUUCAAGCUCGCCAUCUGUACCUCCCGCGACCAACAGGGCCAAUAUCCCCAACUGGAAUGACACCCCUGACUUUGGCCCACCAAAGCCGGCAUCCCGGAGAGGCACUCCAGGUGCCGCAAAUGCGAUAACUUCCCCCUUUCCCAACCAGCCAGGCUUCGCUGCGCCAUCUCAGGGUCCUCCGCCAGCGGGAAUGUCGCCAACCUAUCCUCCUGCAUCUCGACCAACACCGCCUCCCCCGCCUAAGGGACCUCCUCAAGGCCCGCCCAGGGUGACUUCACCACCCUCUGUCCCUCAUCAUCACGAGCCUCGGCCCUCCUCGGCCGCUGCGAAUGCAUAUGCUCCACCACAACCCAGCGCAUAUGCUCCACCGCAGACCUCCAGUCCGUACGCUCCGCCUCAAUCAAGCAGUACCUAUGCUCCACCGCAGCCAACUGGCUUUGCUCCACCACAGCAACCGGUCAUCCCCCGUGGAACGUCUCCCUACAAUCCGCCGCCAGCUGCAGCACCUCCCUCUAACCGGUACGCUCCCGCUCCCGGCACGACGCCAUCCGUAGCUCAGGGCGCAAUGCCCCCACCCCGUCAGGUAGCACCUCCUCCCGCUAGCGCCUAUGCACCGGCUGCCACUCCGGCGGCACCAGCUCCCCCAGCAGGCUUUGCUCGACCUCCGCCGCAAGGACCCCCUCAAGGGCCGCCUCGAGCUGGACCUCCUCAGGGCGGACCUCCCAGUGCGUCUGCUGCGCCUUCGUCGCGUCCUGGAACGGCGCAGUCGCAGAAGGCGGUUUCUAAAUAUCCUCCCGGAGAUCGUAGCCAUAUCCCAGAGUCUGCCCGCCCAAUCUUCGAGAUCCUCAAUGCGGACAUGCAGCGGGUGAAGGCACGUGCGCCAGCACAGUACAAGCAGCAUGUUGCCGAUACGGAGAAGAGGUUGAAUAUCUUGUUCGACCACCUGAACAAUGAAGACCUGCUGAAGCCGGACACGGUCGAGGAGAUGAAGGAGUUGGCGUAUUUCUUGCAGGGCAGAGACUAUGACCAGGCGACUGCAUUGUUUACGGACUUGAUGACGAAUAAGACGGAAGAGGGGAGCAACUGGAUGGUUGGUGUGAAGCGAUUGAUUCAAUUCAGCAAGAGCACACCUUGAACGGUGGGGUCUAUGGAUGUCGGAUGCGGGUGAAUGGAUUUGUUGACGUUCUGUGAAGAGAGCGAGCGAGUUGCAGAGCCAGAGAGAAAUAGAGCCUAUGUUUACUGAUUCUAUGGUUUUUAAAAAAUCGAAAAUCAAUUAUUUCUGCAGUUCUACA
Westerdykella ornata is the source of this 4120-nucleotide messenger RNA. RefSeq lists its product as uncharacterized. Gene Ontology annotation, cellular component: COPII vesicle coat; endoplasmic reticulum exit site. Gene Ontology annotation, molecular function: structural molecule activity; protein binding. The record is from RefSeq and is a predicted model, not a curated record. Gene Ontology annotation, biological process: intracellular protein transport; endoplasmic reticulum organization; COPII-coated vesicle cargo loading. NCBI's taxonomy places the organism in Eukaryota, Fungi, Ascomycota, Dothideomycetes, Pleosporales, Sporormiaceae. The transcript has 5 exons. The coding region runs from base 190 to 3963 and encodes 1257 amino acids.